AUGACUCUCCAGACCUAUCUUAUUGCUAUUAUCACUUAUUUCGGAUUUCCGUCCUUCCAUGGAACUCAACAACCCUCGCUGCAAUACCCAUUGCAGCUCGAUGAUGUAGAUCUUACGCCGCCUGCUCCCAAAGACCUCUCUUUCGUACCCCCUGGUGCCGCGGAAGAGACUUUUGGCGAGCCUUUUAGGUGUCACUAUCCUUCCAUGGCAGCUGAGUAUACAUACAAUCCUACGCCGGAGAACCGAAGCGUCUGGCUCAAGCAUCGGACCAAUUCUUCGCUGGACUUUGACAUAAACACGGACUAUGAAGCGAGAUGGCCUGUUGGGAUUGAACGCAAGUAUAUUCUCACAGUGGGCGAACGAUCUUUGAAUCUGGAUGGUAUUGAAUUUCCCUAUGCCAAGGUCUUCAAUAAUAGCUACCCUGGUCCUUGGAUCCAGGCAUGCUGGGGAGACUGGAUAAACAUCACCGUCAAGAACAAUCUCAGGAGAAACGGGACCGCAAUCCAUAUGCAUGGCCUCCGGAUGCUAAGCAAUGGUCUCAUGGAUGGGGUGCCUGGGGUAACUCAAUGUCCCAUAGCACCUGGAGACACCUUCAACUAUGUGUUCAAUACAACCCAGUAUGGCACAACAUGGUACCAUAGUCACUACAGUCUUCAGUACUCCGACGGUGUGUUGGGGCCAUUGACCAUUCACGGACCGACAUCGGCAAACUUCGACAAAGCCAUUGAUCCCAUCAUCUUCACGGACCACAACCACCAAAGUGCCUUCCAGUUGUACUACCAAGAGCAGUUUGCGAACAAUUCGACUCGAGUCCCACCGAAGCAGACUAGUAUCCUGCUUAAUGGACAUGGUAUCUAUGCUGGCUCUUUUCCGGAGAGAAGAUACCACAAGAAGGUUCAACCUGGCAAAAAAUACAUUCUCAGACUUAUCAAUGGGUCAACCGAUACGACCUUCAUCUUCAGCAUUGAUGGUCACAACCUCACAGUGGUCGGUAUGGAUCUAGUGCCGGUCGAACCCUACACGACAGACCAUAUAUAUGUUGGAAUAGGCCAGAGAUACCAUAUCCUCCUCGAGACCAAAACCGACUUCAGUGACUCCAUGAACAUGGCAUACUGGAUCCGAACUGAUCCCGCCACCGGGUGCCACAACUUCGAAACCAUCCCAGAUGCCAGACAGGGUAUCCUCUGGUAUGGAGGCGGCUCACAUCCACCGAUCCCGACAACGACCGCACACGCAUACAACAACACCUGCAGUGACAUGCUGGAUUUGUCGCCUAUCGAGACAAUGAGCGUUACCAUUGGCCAAUGGAACCUCUCAGCGGUGGGAGAUGACCCCGAGGUGACUGUCAACUACUGGAAGUUCCUGAACGAUACUCUUUGGGUGAACUACGCGGAGCCAACAGUCAACCACCUCGAUCCUCCAUAUAACAGUAGUGAGGUCAUCUACUUGGCCGCUGAGACUCAGCCCGCGCAGACCACAUGGAACUACAUGCUCAUAAUCGGGGGUAACAUCGUCGCUACGCCCCCAGUAACUGGAGGCAAUUUGGCACCCAACGCACAUCCAAUCCACCUCCACGGCCACGACUUCGCCGUCCUACAAUACUCCACCGACAAGUACAACAGCAGCGAAGAUCUAGACCUGAAUCUGGAAAACCCACGCCGUCGCGAUGCCGUCCUUCUCCCACAAAAUGGCUUUAUUGUGAUUGCAUUCAAGACCGACAAUCCAGGCUCCUGGACUCUACAUUGCCAUAUUGCAUGGCAUGCUUCUGCGGGUUUGGCUUUCCAGGUCCUGGAAGAGCAGUCGGCUUUCAAGGCGGGUAUUGAAGACUCUACUGUUGCGAGAAUACAAUUGGAUCGGACGUGUCAGAAUUGGGAUGUUUGGUUUGCGAAUGCUUCGAAUCAUUGGAAUCCGAAUGGGAGGUUUCAGGAUGAUUCGGGGAUUUGA
Aspergillus neoniger CBS 115656 is the source of this 1944-nucleotide messenger RNA. Its product is annotated as multicopper oxidase. Lineage: Eukaryota; Fungi; Ascomycota; Eurotiomycetes; Eurotiales; Aspergillaceae. Gene Ontology annotation, molecular function: copper ion binding; oxidoreductase activity. The record is from RefSeq and is a predicted model, not a curated record. Bases 1 to 1944 code for a protein of 647 amino acids. The transcript has 9 exons.